UGACACCACUUUGACACUUCAAAAGUGGGACGUGUCAGAAAAAGUUUCGUGGACUUUACUUUAAAUUUUAUUGUUUAUUUCUUAAUCAAAUCGUUUUAAAAAUACUUGUGUAUAGCCUAAUUGAAGACUGCUUAACCGUGUUUCAUUUGAAAACGAUAGUGAACAUAUAGCAACAGAAAAUCACGUAAAAAACCGACUUAAAAUCGUGUUAGUUUACGAACAUAAACAAAGACUUCUUCCGAUGAAAACAAUACAUGUGUUAUUUAUCUACGCGUGUGGUAAUGAAUGAGGGGUGCUCGUGGAGAUAUUUCUAAAGUUAACUCCAAGAAGAAGCCUUCGAAAAUGACGAAUGUGAGCCGGGAUGCGCCUAUCGGCAUUCAAACCUUACAGAGAUUGUCUUCAUACUUUUGUCCGCGAUUACGUUUCAAUAGAUUAAGAUGCUACCAGAUCUCCGUGCUAGUCCUGACAUACUUCACGUACAUGACGUACCACCUCACCCGCAAGCCCAUCUCCGUGGUGAAGGCGGUUCUGCAUCAGAACUGUAGCGCUCUGGAGCCCCCAGCAGGAACCGAUCCGAAGGACGAUGAGUGGUGUAAUUGGGCGCCGUUUAACACGACCGACGCCAACACGCUGCUCGGGGCGAUGGACUCCGCGUUUCUGUUCUCUUAUGCCGGAGCCAUGUUUGUGUCAGGCAUGGUAGCAGAGCGAGUGGACCUCCGCUACUACCUGUCAUUCGGCAUGCUGAUCUCUGGUAUAUUCUGCUACCUGUUCGGCCUCGCCAAGACCUACAACAUACACCACAUUACUUACUAUCUGUUUGUUCAGGCGGGCGCCGGCAUAGCGCAGACGACGGGCUGGCCGGGCACGGUGGCGACGGUCGGCAAGUGGUUCGGCAACUCCAAGAAGGGACUCAUCUUCGGCAUAUGGAACUCGCACACUUCAUUGGGCAAUAUAUUAGGUACAGUAAUAGCGGCAGAAUACGUGGAAUCAGACUGGGCACUCUCGUUCAUCUACCCGGGUCUGGUGAUGGGUGUGAUGGGCGGAGUCGUGUUCCUGUUUCUGGUGCCGGAGCCUAAGCUGGUUGGGCUGGAUAUAGGCCCUGAGCAAAGCAGAACUACUAGAAGGUCCAUAGAAGAGGACGAACCCUCCCAAGUCAUAGUGGGAGACCAAGCGGCCAGCUUGCGACCGAACCGGCACUCCGCGAACAGUCCAGCUCAGAACAUCCAAGACGCGGACGAGCAAACCUCGCUCCUCUCCCGUCGGUCAUCCUCGGGCUCGCUCGGCACAUCUGCCGUCUCGCUCACUCGCGCGCUGGCCAUACCCGGCGUGAUGGAGUUCUCUCUCUCGCUCUUUUUCGCGAAGCUAGUCAGCUAUACGUUCCUGUAUUGGCUGCCGAAUUAUAUUAAUAGUAGUGCCCACCUCACACCGAAGCAGUCGGGUGACCUCAGCACGGUGUUCGACGUGGGCGGCGUGUGUGGCGCGAUACUGGCCGGGCUACUGGCUGAUUGUAGCGGCUGUCCCGCGCUCGUGUGUGCUGGGUUUUAUACUCUGUGUGCUCCGGCUUUACUAGCCUACCUCACGUGGGGAGCCACGUCGUACGGUGCGAACCUGUGUCUGCUGAUCCUGUCGGGGCUGCUCGUGAACGGACCCUACGCGCUCAUCACCACUGCCGUUAGUGCUGAGUUGGGCACUCACAGCAGUCUGGCUGGUAACUCGCAAGCUCUGGCCACUGUGACGGCGAUUAUAGACGGAACUGGCAGCGUCGGAGCGGCGAUCGGGCCGAUGCUGGCGGGUGUCGUGUCCAGUUCGCUGGGCUGGUCCAGUGUCUUCUACUUCUUGAUAGCUUGCAACUUCAUGGCUUUGUUCUUGCUGCUACGAAUAGUAAAAUCGGAGAUUAUAAAAUACAGACAAGACAGAAGAAUACUGUUAGGCCGAGGAGUGCGGAUAGAAUGAAAUUUAAAUUAAAUAAAUAUAGACAAAUUGUGAGUUUUAUAACGACAUAUUUUACAUUCGUAAUAACGAAGGGUCAACACACUGUAAUGUUGCCCUGGUUAAAUAGUUACUAUUUUUUAAGUUACCUGUGGGAUAUGAAUUAUACUGCAACUGUCUAAAAUAAUUUUAGGGAUUGUCAGAAUAAAUUAUAUCCAACAGAUAACCUUUACCAAAAUAUUGUGAAGCAGUAAUCUUAUUUCCUGUUACUACAAGAUCAAGAAUGAAUGUAAUUUAUGUAAAAUAAAAUAUAAACGGAAUAGUCAUAUAUUUUUUUUCGUGCACUAAAAUGUCACGGACCUGCGUGUUUCAAAAUAUGAAUAAAUAUUGAAUCCGUAAUGAAUUUACGAUAUAUCACCCGCAC
Plutella xylostella (diamondback moth) is the source of this 2353-nucleotide messenger RNA. It is a transcript of the gene MFS16, whose product is annotated as major facilitator superfamily transporter 16. NCBI's taxonomy places the organism in Eukaryota, Metazoa, Arthropoda, Insecta, Lepidoptera, Plutellidae. Gene Ontology annotation, cellular component: membrane. Gene Ontology annotation, molecular function: transmembrane transporter activity. The record is from RefSeq and is a predicted model, not a curated record. Gene Ontology annotation, biological process: transmembrane transport.